AUGUCAGAAGAGAAUAACAACAAUAAUACUACGAAUACAAGUGAAACAUUCUUGUUCUUUCAAGUAUUUAAAAAUCUAUUCCUUUGCAAACAAAUAUUCCGAUGGGUACCCUACAUAGGACAAAAGAUAAUAAAGUACAAGACGAUCAAGGCAUACGACUCACUCGAUGAACGUGGAGAGAUUCAGUUUGAGAUGCCACCUCUUUCAUACCACCAGAUCACCUCGGUGACCAAGAUGAUAGAGUACAAACAAUUUGGUCUGCUCAAAGCCAAACUACAAGGUGUGACGGCGCUAGACAUUGCCAAACACGAACUCCCCAUAUGGACCUAUCUCGUCUCUACUAUAUGCGAGAUCCCAGACUUUACUCUAUCGUUUUUCCUCGUUGACAAUUUGUUGCGAGUCGACCCAUCGCUUCGAGAAAAGGUGUUGGGAUGGUGCAUCAGACGUAACAAUAUCGAGUUGUUUGAUGUCGUGUGGGACAUGUCAAACUUUACAAGAGUGACCAAGAAUCUAAUGUAUUGCAUGACGUCGGGUGAAGCAGUAUCGGUUGCCAUGAUGGAACGGAUGUAUCAAGUGAUUGCAAGACACGGCAUAGAGUCUUCACUCACCCAAUACCAAAGUGGAUUGUUUAAAAACAAGACCAAACAACAAAAACAAGAGUUGUUGGAUUUGGUCAUUGCAAAUCGUCACUUGGUACGUCUAGAAGCAGUACUACAUGUUGCAUUGGAGGAUUUGGAAUUCACACAAAUACAACAACUACUACAAGCAGACAAGGCUUGUUCCGAUGAAAUUAAAAGUGGUGGUAAUCUAGAAUCGAUUAUUCGUGGUCGUAUCACUGCCUUUUUAAGAGUGUUGCAACCAAGUAUGAUGGAGGACGAGUCGAAUCUUGUCUGUUACUUUCACACCAAAAAUUGUGUAGCCUAUAAUCAUGAUAACAAGACGAGGAUAUGUGAUUAUGCAACCGUCGACAAGAGACUAACAUCUAUGAAAUUUAAAAAAAGGUCGUCUUGGGAGUCAACCAUUCAAGAUACUUAUUGGAGUUCUGAUCAUUUUAAAAUUACAAAUAGAUCAUUUAAUUAUAAUCAAUUGGUUUAUUUAUUAGUUUAUAUAGAGAAUUUAGUACAUUUUAAUCAUUCAUUAUCACUUUCAAUUUUAAUGUCAUUUGGAGAUGAACAAUUAUUUGGUUAUAUUGAUCGAUUCCUAAAUAGUGUGAGAACAUCAGAACAACAGUUGUAUAGUGCAUGUCUGUCUGGCAAUGGUGAUGCUGUAAGACACUUUAAAAGGGCGGCUACUGCUUGGGGGUCAUGCAAUCCAAUCAGUUUGCAAGUGGCUACACUAUUAGAGGACAAAUUUGCCAAAUACAAUUUAGAAUCAAAGAUCAAAUUGUUUUCGGUCGCUUUUUCGAUAGCUUGCUUUAAUGGUGAUAUUCCGUAUGCAAAAUAUAUCAUUGAUCAUGGAUAUGUUGAUUUUGAUUCAUAUUCUCAAGGAUUUGACAAGGCACUAAUAAUGGAACGAAUUCCAAUGCUAAAGUAUCUUAUUGGUACAAGACUAUUCCAAAGUCAAACCUCUGAUUUUUUGGGACGUGGCCAUUUACGUGACAAAAGAGGAAUAACAUUGGUCAAUCAUUACAAGGACCUAUUUCAAUCAUUCUUUUCAAAAGAGGAUAUCAAACAUUUUGGAAUGGAUUUUAUAAAGUUUGGUGUCCUCUUGGAAUCAAUGCCAUUCCUCCAAUCAAUCUAUCCAACAUGUCACACACAAAUUCCACUCUUCCUUGUUCUUGACAAGGAUAUCCAACUUCUCACCUUUUUCCUCGAACACGAAAGAGUGUAUCCCGACGAAUUCUAUUCAACCAGAAUAUUAAAUGCAUUCAAACCAAACAAAAGUAUCGAAUUGAUUAAACUAAUUGACAAGUAUCUUCCAAAUGCUUUUUCUUCUUGGACACAAUUACUUCCAAUUUAUCAAGAUUUAAUCUCCACUCUUAAACGUUGA
Messenger RNA from Cavenderia fasciculata, 1989 nucleotides. RefSeq lists its product as uncharacterized. Bases 1 to 1989 code for a protein of 662 amino acids. NCBI's taxonomy places the organism in Eukaryota, Evosea, Eumycetozoa, Acytosteliales, Cavenderiaceae. The transcript is spliced from 2 exons. The record is from RefSeq and is a predicted model, not a curated record.